This is a messenger RNA of Wasmannia auropunctata (little fire ant), 2395 nucleotides long. RefSeq names its product suppressor APC domain-containing protein 2. Bases 590 to 1954 code for a protein of 454 amino acids. The transcript is spliced from 5 exons. The record is from RefSeq and is a predicted model, not a curated record. NCBI's taxonomy places the organism in Eukaryota, Metazoa, Arthropoda, Insecta, Hymenoptera, Formicidae.
UUAUUUUUAUAAUGCAUUGUUACGUAAUUAUAAUAUAUUUUUAUGAAUACAGCACACCAUUGUUUGGAAUAGAAUCAAACAAUUAUGAAACAAAAAUAACAAACAAAAUCGAAGUUUAUUGAUGUAUUUACCUGUCGAAAACACCCAUGGCUACAUAGUUCAACGUGCACAUUUUGUGCACACACAGGCGCCAAUGAACGAAUUCCAUCUAAAACAUGGAUUACGUUUACCCUCAAGCUUCUCUCGCUUCACCUGCUGGGAAUGUUGGGAGUGCUGGGACCAGACAAACUGACGCAUGAUUGCAUAUGGCCGCGCGAGAGGAGGUUAAUUCGCGGAGAAAACAACCUGUGUGACAAUCGUAAACCUGGUGCAUGACGAUGUGAUCGUUGGAUCCGCGAGCGAGGACCGACAAUAAUUCAUCAGAUAUGCGCGCGAGGAAGGACGCGGGGAGAGCGUGUCUGUGAUAGAAACGGCCGAUCAGCUAAGUAGCCACCUCCGAUCGCUCCUCGAUGAUGUAGUUCUGCCGUUAUCCAGGACGACGACGACGGCGCAUAACGGAUACCGUUCUGAGGUUAAAGCCUGACGAAAUAUGGCGCAAAUACAGACGUCGACGGUGGACGGGCUGCCGAAGCACUUCGUCAACGCGAUGCGCACUCUGUUCGACAUAAUGGACGAUCAGAACACCGGCCUCGUCAAGUUCGUCGACAUCGAGGGCCGUUGGCAGGACGACGGCACGCAGGGCCUACCCAAGGGCGUGCUCGACAGCCUGAAGAAGGUCACGCCGCCGAACGGGAUGCUGUCGUUCGAGCGAUUCUGCGCCGGCCUGAAGAUCUGCCUGCUGCAGCAGAUACAGGCGGAGGCCGAGACGAAGAAGCACGACGGCCAGCCCAACAGGCCGCCGUCCGCGCCGAUACUCAUCCCCGACAGUCAGAGCAAGGCGGCCUGGACCUCGCCCAACACCGCCGCCAUAAGGCCGAAUAACGCCAUAUCCCAGCAGCGUACCCUCAGUAUGCCGCAGCUGCUGGCGGCCGCCAAUCGCAAGGACGUGAACGCGCAAUUGGAGCUGAUGGACGGAAGGAACAUCGGCGGCGAGCCGAAGAUCAACAAGAUGUACGGCCCGCCGAAACCGCCGCGGACCGGCGCCGCGCUGGAGGGCAGAACGAUGGGCCACCUGGAGCGUAAUUUUGACAAGUCCGAGAUCAGGACCGCGCUGCAAAAUUGGCAGAUGGGCCUCAUGAUGAGCGACGAGAAGGAGAAGCGUCAGCUGCAGACCGUGAAUUACAGGCCGGACGCCAGGACGCUGUUGAGACCGGCCAGAAUCCUGGGCGACGGUAAAGCGGUCGAUAUACAGAGUAAUCAACUCGGUCAGCUUCAACCCAAGAAACUGUUAAAUCGCCGCAGAGAGCCCAGGCGGCACACGUUGCAGAAUGGUAUUGAUUACAAUAUGAUGAAGAGGAUGAAGCAGAUUGAGCAAGAGAAGGAUGUAUUGCUUCAAGGUCUAGCUGCCAUUGAUAAAGCUAGAGAAUGGUAUUUGAAGCAAAUAUCGGCCACUCAAGAGAAGAUUAAGCACCUUGGACGAAUGGGUUCCCACGUGGAACAAUGGACAGAGGCACAGCAAGAGCGCUUGGAACUGCAACGCGCGCGUGUCCUGGAAGUAAAUCGACAUCUAGCUGCCUUGAUAAGCAGCUGGGAACGCGGAGGACUUCCUUUUCAUAUGAAUCUCGCGUUUCUGAGUGCUCCGACUUCGGCCCAACUUCAGCAAGAUAUGCUAUCAAGGCUUAAACAACAAAAUCACAGAUUAACCGAGGAGGUUAGCAAAAAGAGCCAACGAAUAGUGUUACUUGAACAAGAAAAAGAUAGCCUGGUUAGAGAAUUGUACAAUAGACAAUCUGGUUUGGUUCAAUCCCGAAGGGCAACGAUGAUCCACGAGCAACACGACCAAACAUUUAUGUAAGAAUAUGAACAUUCCAGAAAAGUUUUAAAAAAUGUGCCACAUAAGUGAUAAAAUCUGAAUUAAACUUUAAAUAAAAUACAAAGAAUUCAGAAACUAAUAUGGAAAAAAUGGAAUUAGCCAAUAUUGUACAAAUGUACUAAUAAUGUCGGAUGCGUUUUACAACCGAAAUAGGUAUACUCUACGACAAUAAAUGCACAAAAUCAUGACUAAACACUCCUGUGUUUAUAAUGCCAUGUAGAAUACAUCUUAAAAAUAUGAAAUAUUUGAUAUAUUGAGUUAAAGUAAUUGUCACUGCCUUAUUAAUUUUUGAUAUCUUACAUUAAAGAUGUAAAAUAUUCACUAAUAGGAUACGCACAAUUAGGUAUAAUUUAGAUUUUAGACAUAGUAGUAGAUAAAUAAAAUGCCUUAACAUCUUUGUAAUCUGUUUAAAAAAGAAAGCAA